GAAUUUCCAACCAUCCUACCAAUGGGAGAAACCAAGCCAGAAGAACACUGCAUCGAUUUACUAACCACUGGGACAGAUUUCCGGAAUUCGUUCCUGCUACUCUUUGUCGUCUUCAUCUUGGUCAUCUCGCCAUCAGCAACAUGGCGAAACAAUUCUUUGCUAAUGUGAAAUCUGUCCUUAGCGGUGACACAUUGGUAUUGACUAGCCAAAACAACCCGAAUGCGGAGCGUAUUUUCUCUCUAGCUUUCGUCACCGGCCCACAUCUCAGAAGAGAGGGUGACGAACCGUUCGCUUUCCAAUCUCGGGAUUACCUAAGAAAGCUGGUUGUUGGCAAGGUUGUUCAAUGCACCAUUCUUUACACGAUCCCUACGUCUGGCCGAGAUUAUGGUGUUGCUCAGCUCAAAGAUGGAACUCAACUGCCUGACGAUCUGGUCAAAGCUGGCUGGCUGAAAGUCAGAGAAGAUGCGGGCCGGAAAGAAGAAUCCGAAGAAGUCCUCCAACGUCUUGAAACUCUUCGCUCGCUAGAGGCAGAAUCUAAGAGCGAGGGCAAAGGACUUUGGGAAGGCACUGGUGGAAUGAUUGAUGUCCAGAAUGAUAUAAGUGCCCUAGAUAUCAACGAGUGGAAGGGCAAGGCGGUUGACGCAGUUGUCGAGCGUGUCCUGAGUGGCGACCGACUACUUAUGCGCCUAAAGUUGUCCGAUAAUAAGCACUUGCAGGUUAUGACUCUCGUUGCUGGUAUUCGCACGCCGACUACGGAAAGGGUCAACCAGUCUACCGGUCAGACGCAACCUGCCGAGGAAUUUGGAAAUGAAGCACGACAAUUCGUCGAGCAGAGAUUGCUUCAGCGUGAUGUUAAGGCCGAAAUAGUCGGUACUAGCCCGCAAGGACAGCUCAUCGCUGCCAUUCUGCACCCUCGCGGAAGUAUUGCGGAGUUCCUGCUCGCUGAAGGGUUGGCGAGGUGCAACGACUUUCACUCUACUCUUCUCGGGCCAAAGAUGGCUGCUCUGAGAGCAGCUGAGAAGAAGGCCCAGGGAGCCAAACUACGCCUGCACAAAGACCAUGUGGCGAAGGCUGAAGGCGGCAGCUCAUCUGACAUGAUUGUCUCCAAGAUUCAGGGAGCGGAUGCGAUAUUCGUUCGGACGAAGAAUGGUGCCGAAAAGCGGAUCAACCUUAGCAGUGUUCGAGGUCCUAGAACCAACGAACCCUCCGAAGCUCCUUUCAGAGAAGAAGCAAAGGAAUACCUCCGAAAGAAGCUUAUUGGUAAGCACGUAAAAGUAUCUAUAGACGGACACCGACCUGCUAGUGACGACUUCGAAGCUCGCGAUGUGGCCACAGUAACCGAAAAGGGGAAGAAUAUCAACCUCCUGCUGGUUCAAGACGGCUGGUGUUCUGUGAUUCGACAUCGCAAGGACGACACCGAUAGAGCCCCGAAUUACGAUGAGCUACUUGCAGCCCAGGAAAAAGCGAAGGAAGAGAAGAAAGGUAUGUGGUCUGGAAAACCGUCAAAGGCAAGAACAUACGUCGAUGUCUCGGAAUCGGUGCAGAAGGCCAAGAUCCAACUUUCUACCCUGUCACGCCAGAAGAAGGUACCUGCGAUUGUCGAUUUCUGCAAGGCUGGUUCUCGAUUCACCAUCCUCAUUCCCCGAGAAGGAGUUAAGCUUACGAUGGUUCUUGCUGGUGUUCGUGCUCCCCGAGCACCUCGACUACCUCAAGAAAAAGGGGAACCAUUCGGGCAAGAAGCGCUUGAUCUUGCCAACCGUCGGUGUAACCAGCGUGAUUGUGAGAUCGAUGUUCACGAUAUUGAUAAGGUUGGCGGGUUUAUCGGAGACCUUUACAUCAACCGUGAAAGCUUCGCCAAGAUCCUAGUCGAAGAAGGCCUCGCAUCUGUCCACCAAUACUCGGCAGAGAAGGCAGGCAAUGCUAAUGAGCUUUUGGCCGCCGAGAAGCGUGCUAAGGAAGGGCGCAAAGGCAUGUGGCACGAUUGGGACCCGUCACAAGAGGAAGAAGGCGAAGAAGAGGUCGUUGACGUCGAACCAUCGAAAGAUGCUGCCCCUACAGACAAGAAGGCUGCUGACUACCGGGAGGUUGUCGUCACCAAUAUCGAUUCAAAUGGAAAGCUCAAGAUCCAGGAGGUUGGCAAGGGCACCUCUGCUUUAGAAAUCCUAAUGAAUGAGUUCAAGAAAUUCCACCUUGACUCGAAGAACAACAAGCCUCUCGCCAACCCUCCGAAGGCAGGCGAAUUUGUAGCGGCCAAGUUCUCCGCCGACGGCCAAUGGUAUCGUGCGCGAGUCCGAUCGAACGACAGGGCGGCUAAAAUUGCCGAGGUCCUUUACAUCGACUACGGCAAUAGCGAGAAGAUCCCGUGGUCCAACCUCCGACCAUUAGACCAGCCGCAGUUCACGACGCAGAAGCUCAAGGGCCAGGCCACAGAUGCGGUGCUCUCUUUCAUCCAACUUCCCACCGCCCCUGACUAUUUCAAUGACGCGCUGAACUACAUUGCCGAGGCCACUGACGGCAGGUCGCUGGUGGCCAGCUUCGACUUCGUGGACACGAAGGAGGGCUUGAGUUAUAUCACCCUUUUUGACGAGAAGAAAUCCGGCAGCACGUUCGUCGACUCGAUCAACAAAGAUGUCGUGGCUAACGGCCAUGCCUUGGUUCCCAAGAAGCUGAAGGCAUGGGAACGCGGACGAGCUUCGGAGGAGGUACUGAAGAAGUUGCGCGAGGUGGAGGCUCAGGCCAAGGCUGACCGCUUGGGUAUGUGGGAGUACGGUGAUAUCACCGAGGACUAAAACAAUCUCAGUACGGCUCAUUUCACCUCUCCUGCGUACAACUUCCGUUUUAUAGACUGUUGUCUAAAAUCAUGUUGGCAUAUAUUUGCAUUGCAUGGGGAAGACAAAAAAAAAGGCUGCAUCGUGGUUUGCGAUAUCACUUUAGAUAGGUACAUAAGUCACAGCCUAUCUUAGUGGAGAGUAAAAGCAUGGGACAGAUAUUUAGUAUUACUUCCAGAAUAACUUGCUUCACAUUUUUAGAAUUGUUUGUGACCUCAUUUGCGACUUCGUCUACUAAUAUGAUAGGUAGCGAAACCAUUUAAGUUUUAUAGGGGCAGU
Molecule: messenger RNA, 3107 nt
Organism: Annulohypoxylon truncatum
Lineage: Eukaryota; Fungi; Ascomycota; Sordariomycetes; Xylariales; Hypoxylaceae
Exons: 1
Coding region: 141-2789 (882 amino acids)
Biological process (GO): regulatory ncRNA-mediated gene silencing; mRNA catabolic process
Cellular component (GO): cytosol; nucleus; RISC complex
Molecular function (GO): RNA binding; nuclease activity
Source: RefSeq, a predicted model, not a curated record